GAGUCUGAGAGAAGGGUAAUUGUGGAAUUGAGGAGCAUUUGAGAGCAGCGUGCGUGAAGGGGAAGUUUACCAGCAGCGCGAGAAAGAAGGAAGACUUGGUAGUCAUCGUCACCGAAGAAAAUGCAAAAGAAGGCUUACUAGCAUAAAAAACCUCACAAAAACGACGACCAAAAUUGAACGACCUAACAGUUUUAAAUUGCAAGAAUAAAAUCCUAAUUCACAUACUGAAUUCCAACAGCAGUCAAGCCCGGCCCAUUCGAGCCCAGUACGGCCCAAGAAUGACUCCCAAACUCCAAACAGUAGUCUCCACCGCAGCCUCGGUGGCAGCCACCGUGAUGCUCCUCCGGUCCAUCGCGCGCAACUACCUCCCGCCGGAGCUCCACCGCUACCUCCGGUCAAAGGUGUCCGAGUUCCUGUCGUCAUUCUCCUCCGAAAUCACCCUCGUGAUCGACGAGUUCCACGGCCUCACUCCCAACCCUCUCUUCUCCGCCGCCGAGCUCUACCUGAAGCCCCAGGGCUCCCCCGGCACAAAACGGUUCCGCGCCACCAUGCCUCCGAAGUCGCGCCACGUGUCCAUCCUCGUGGACCACAACCACGAAAUGAGCGACUCCUUCUCCGGCGCCACCUUCCGGUGGAGGCUCGUCUCGCAGCGCGUCCCCCCCAAGUACGUCCAGCAAGACGCCUUCAGCGGCUCGUACAUGUCCGAAGUGCGAUUCUUCGAGCUUCGGUUCCACAAGCGGCACAGGGAGAUGGUUCUGGCGGAGUACCUGCCGCGCGUCAUGGCGGCGGCGGAGGAGGCGCGGCAGCGGAGGAAGACGCUGCGGCUCUUCACUCUGAGGGAUCUGAGAAUGAGCAUGGGGAGGAGAGGGGAGAUGUGGGAGUCCGUGAACCUGGAUCAUCCCGCCACGUUUGAGACGCUGGCCAUGGAUUCGGAGACCAAGGAGAUGAUAAUUAGGGAUUUGGAUAGGUUUUUGGAGAGGAAGGAUUUGUAUAAGAGUGUUGGCAAGGCGUGGAAGAGAGGGUACAUGCUUUCUGGCCCUCCUGGUACCGGCAAAUCGAGUUUGAUUGCUGCUAUGGCCAAUUAUCUCAACUUUGAUGUCUAUGACUUGGAACUCACUGAUCUUAGGAGGAAUUCUCAGCUCAGGAAUUUGCUCAUUGCCACCAACAAUCGCUCUAUUCUUGUUGUGGAGGAUAUCGAUUGUUCCCUUCAGAUGCAUGAUAGGCUUACAAAAUCAUCACAAUCACAAGCCCUUGUUACUACUCCAUUCCCACGGCUUUACAACCUACCUGAAAAACCACCACCCCAGGUGACGUUAUCGGGGUUUCUGAAUUUCAUAGAUGGGUUGUGGUCUAGUUGUGGGGAUGAGAGGAUCAUAGUGUUUACGACAAAUCACAAGGACAAAUUGGACCCUGCUCUGUUGCGACCUGGCCGAAUGGAUGUGCACAUCGACAUGACUUACUGCACCCCAUGUGGGUUCAAAAUGCUGGCGAACAAUUACCUUGGGAUCACGGAGCACCCACUUUUUGUUGAAGUUGAGAGAUUGCUUGGGAUGACCAAUGUCACUCCUGCGGAGGUGGGGGAGCAUUUUUUGCAGAACGAAGACCCGCAAGUUGCACUAGAAAGCCUGAUGGAUCUCCUUGUAGAGAAGGGACGAAAUCAUCAUGAUCAAAGCACCUCUCACCAGUUACCACUCAAUGGUUUGAGUCCAGCGGGAAGUUUUGAAAAUGAAGGAUGAUAAUCGUAGUUUGUAUAAAAAUAAAAAGGGAAAAGAAGAAUAACUACAAGUGUGGCCCACACAAUAGAUAAAGACAGGAUUUUAAGGAUCAAACUCGUCUCAUCUUUUGUCUCUCAUACUCUAUUCUCUGCUUAAUUGAAAAGAAUCUUUUAGGAUUCACGCAGUCGAGAGAUAAAUUUUGAUUAAUGAUUGCUGCUUAUAGGUAUAUAUGUAUGGAAAAAGCUUUAAAAUUGUUUAACGUUAAAUUUUAAAUU
Messenger RNA from Cajanus cajan (pigeon pea), 1990 nucleotides. Its product is annotated as AAA-ATPase At3g50940. NCBI's taxonomy places the organism in Eukaryota, Viridiplantae, Streptophyta, Magnoliopsida, Fabales, Fabaceae. The record is from RefSeq and is a predicted model, not a curated record. Gene Ontology annotation, molecular function: ATP hydrolysis activity; ATP binding.